CGCGAUUCAAACAAACAAGAAGCAGUUUCCGUGACCUCGUUACCGUACGAAUCAAAUCGAAUCAAAUCCAAUCAAAUCAACCAUGGCAUCGAAAGAGAUUUACCACAGUAAGUUGCUCAGUUAGACUUCCAAGUUGCUGGUUGGUGAGAGCGCUAGUUGUGGUCCGGAGGAGUUGCGCUUUGGGUCUCGAUUCGGUCGCGUCCAAAAAACCAUGGGAUGCAAAUCUUGUUGCCAAUCUUACACAUUCUCGUUGCCCAUUCGUUUCUCCACUCGGUGUUGCUGCCGGUGUUUAUUCUCAAUGCCAAAUCAAAAUCCGUUGGUUGUUUGAAAUGAUCUUGUGGAUUCACGCUCUUGCCAUUCGAACGAACGAACGAACGAACGAACAAACAACGACAGAUGGACUCGACAUAAAGUCCCUCGCCAUCAACCUGGCGACACUUCUGUUGUUCUUUCUCCCGUUCGCAAUGUACUUCUAUCCCGAGUUCAAGAACGAAGAAAUGAUUGCGGUUGCCGUAGGCAUGGUGGUGGCCUAUUUUGUCCCGCCCAUCGGAUCGCUGCGCCCCCACCCGUAUUCGGACAUACCGUCGAACAAGCCCUUUGCGCCGCGAAUGACGUUUACGGAGCACGCCAUCAAGCAAUCGUAGGUGCAUCUCAUGUACGAAAUGAUGUUUGCGCAACGGAUUGGUUUGGUGGUCRCACGCAACAACAAAAGCCAAUGAAAGCG
Pseudo-nitzschia multistriata is the source of this 724-nucleotide messenger RNA. The record is from the annotation of a GenBank genome assembly. Lineage: Eukaryota; Bacillariophyta; Bacillariophyceae; Bacillariales; Bacillariaceae.